AUGCAAGGACGGCAAAAAUUAGACCCUCGUGCUUCUAAGUGCAUCUUCCUUGGUUACAAACAAGAUAUCAAAGGUUUUAUUGUCAUCAAUAUAGCCACACAUGAGAUUUCCAUAAACCGCAAUGUCUCUUUUUAUGAACAUGUCUUUCCUUUUGCCUCUGCUUCCAACAUUAAAUCUCCUAAACAAUCCAAAAUCCUUGACUACAACCUUCUCUUUUUGGACACACCUGAUGAACACCUACAUCAAUCUACACCAUCCAAACCCACCUACAUCAAUCUACACCAUCCAAACCCGACACUUCCUCAUCACAUACACCUAUAA
This is a messenger RNA of Vicia faba (fava bean), 321 nucleotides long. The record is from the annotation of a GenBank genome assembly. NCBI's taxonomy places the organism in Eukaryota, Viridiplantae, Streptophyta, Magnoliopsida, Fabales, Fabaceae.